Molecule: messenger RNA, 1659 nt
Organism: Saimiri boliviensis boliviensis (Bolivian squirrel monkey)
Lineage: Eukaryota; Metazoa; Chordata; Mammalia; Primates; Cebidae
Gene: GJB1
Product: gap junction protein beta 1
Biological process (GO): cell-cell signaling
Cellular component (GO): connexin complex
Molecular function (GO): gap junction channel activity
Source: RefSeq, a predicted model, not a curated record
GUAUAAAGCAGCAUAUGACUCCCCAGCACCGGGCGGUGAUGAAUUGGGACGCAGGCGCAGAGCCCAGGGACCACUCCCCCUGCACAGACAUGAGACCAUAGGGGACCUGUCUGGGUGGCCUCAGGGAUAGGCGCUCCCCAAGGUGUGAAUGAGGCAGGAUGAACUGGACAGGUUUAUACACCUUGCUCAGUGGCGUGAACCGGCAUUCUACUGCCAUUGGCCGAGUAUGGCUCUCCGUCAUCUUCAUCUUCAGAAUCAUGGUGCUGGUGGUGGCUGCAGAGAGUGUGUGGGGUGAUGAGAAGUCUUCCUUCAUCUGCAACACCCUCCAGCCUGGUUGCAACAGCGUCUGCUAUGACCAGUUCUUCCCCAUCUCCCACGUGCGGCUGUGGUCCCUGCAGCUCAUCCUAGUUUCUACCCCAGCUCUCCUCGUGGCCAUGCACGUGGCUCACCAGCAACAUAUAGAGAAGAAAAUGCUGCGACUUGAGGGCCAUGGGGACCCCCUACACCUGGAAGAGGUGAAGAGGCACAAGGUCCACAUCUCAGGGACACUGUGGUGGACCUAUGUCAUCAGCGUGGUGUUCCGGCUGCUGUUCGAGGCCGUCUUCAUGUAUGUCUUUUAUCUGCUCUACCCUGGCUAUGCCAUGGUUCGGCUGGUCAAGUGUGACGUCUACCCAUGCCCCAACACAGUGGACUGCUUCGUGUCCCGCCCCACCGAGAAAACCGUCUUCACCGUCUUCAUGCUAGCCGCCUCCGGCAUCUGCAUCAUCCUCAAUGUGGCCGAGGUGGUGUACCUCAUCAUCCGGGCCUGUGCCCGCCGAGCCCAGCGCCGCUCCAAUCCGCCCUCCCGCAAGGGCUCGGGCUUCGGCCACCGCCUCUCACCUGAAUACAAGCAGAAUGAGAUCAACAAGCUGCUGAGUGAGCAGGAUGGUUCCCUGAAAGACAUACUGCGGCGCAGCCCUGGCACCGGGGCCGGGCUGGCUGAGAAGAGCGACCGCUGCUCGGCCUGCUGAUGCCACAUACCAGGCAACCUCCCAUCCUGCCCCCGCCCCUACCCUAGGCGAGCCCCUCCUUCUCCCCUGCCGGUGCACAGGCCUCUGCCUGCCGGGGAUUACUCGAUCAAAACCUUCCUUCCCUGGCUACUUCCCUUCCUCCCAGAGCCUUUCAUUUGAGGAGCUGGAGGGCUGGGGAGCUGGAGGCCACCUAUGCCAGUGCUCAAGGUUACUGGGGGUGUGGGCUGCCCUUGUUACCUGCACCCUUCCCUCUCCCUCUCCCUGGGAUCACUGGGGACCAGAGAUGGGAUGCUCCGACAGCGUCUCCAAUUAUGAAACUAAUCUUAACCCUGUGCUGUCAGAUACCCUGUUUCUGGAGUCACAUCAGUGGGGAGGGAUGUGGGCAAGCAGAGUGGAGGGCGGGGGUGCUGUGGACAUGUGGGUGGAGAAGGGAGGGUGGCGAGCACUAGUAAACGAGGAACAGUGCUUGCUGGCCACAAGGAAAAGGAGGAGGUGUCUGGGGUGAGGGAGUCAGGGAGGGAGAAGCAAGCAGAUAAGUUGGAGUGGGGGUCGCUCAGGGCCGCCUCUGCCUCCAAUCCCCAAGGCCUCUCUCUGCCGGAAAUGUUACACAUUAAACAGGAUUUUACAGUAAAUGAAGAGGUGGCUUGUG